Condylura cristata (star-nosed mole) is the source of this 3714-nucleotide messenger RNA. It is a transcript of the gene SMARCAL1, whose product is annotated as SWI/SNF related, matrix associated, actin dependent regulator of chromatin, subfamily a-like 1. Gene Ontology annotation, biological process: DNA repair; replication fork processing. The record is from RefSeq and is a predicted model, not a curated record. Gene Ontology annotation, cellular component: nuclear replication fork. Gene Ontology annotation, molecular function: ATP-dependent chromatin remodeler activity; ATP binding. NCBI's taxonomy places the organism in Eukaryota, Metazoa, Chordata, Mammalia, Eulipotyphla, Talpidae.
AAAGAGGCAAUUUUAACAGUGUCAAAGCAUGUUUCUGCCAAGUUUCCAUUUGAAGACAGACAUUCUUCCGUAAGCAUUGUCCCAUUAAAAUGUCCUUGCCUCUAACAGAGGAGCAAGAAAAAGAUUGAAGAGAAUCGACAAAAGGCUCUGGCCCGUCGAGCUGAGAAAUUAUUAGCAGAGCAGCAUCAGAGCACAGCUUCGGGCUCCCCCAUUGCUGCCAGAGCUUCUCAGACCAAGCAGGAACCGUCCCAGAAUCUCCCCAGGGAUCCUUUUAAGCCAGUGAGACAUGGUAUCAUUCCCAAGCAACAGAACCCCAGUAGUUCAUCUAAUGGGGACCCAAGGCCUCAUAAUCCCCACCUCAGUGUGGCAGAGCAGGCAAAGAGGAUAUGGAAGAGGCAAGAAGAGGUGCCCACAGCCGGCCCAAGUCAAGUGACUCUCACUGCCAUUUCCCCUCCCUUGGCACAAAGUCCUCCAGAGGUCUCUAGGCGACAGAUCUUGGGUGACAAGUUAAGUCAAGGUCAUCCUCGGGCUUCACACGAGACCAAGUUGACACACUUUGCUAACACAACUCCAGAGCCUCUGGCCAAAACCAAGAUAUCCCAGGAGACACCAGCUUCUUCCUGCAGUAAGCCAUCCAGGGAUUCAGAGACCAAGACAGCAACACCCUCCACCUCAGGCUGGAACAUUUCCCACAUCCACUGUGACUCGGAGAGUGGGACACCCAGGACAGAAGGAAGAUCUCAAAAGGAGGGGAAAUGCAUAAGGAAGGGAGAUCGUUUCCAGGUGUUGAUCGGCUACAACGCAGAGCUCAUUGCUGUGUUUAAGAGUCUGCCCAGCAGAAGUUAUGAUCCUGCUACCAAGAUGUGGAACUUCAGCAUGACUGACUACAGCACCCUGAUGGAAGCGGCCCAGCGCCUCCGCACAGUCACACUGGAGCCUCUGGAAGAGGCCAGCAGUAGCAGAGCAGCUCAGUCCUGCCUGCCCCCUGCUGACUCCCUCAAGUUUGUCGAAGGGCGAUGCCUGCUCAUCUCCAGGACCCGCUUCGAGGCAGAUAUCAGCUAUUCAGAAGACCUGAUCACACUGUUUAAACAGAUGGACUCCAGAAACUAUGAUAUGAAGACCAGGAAGUGGAACUUUCUCUUGGAAGAACACAAUAAACUGAUUGAACGCGCACGCUGCCUCCCACAAGUUAAACUGGCCCCUCUGCCCAAGACACUGGUCCAGGCCUUUGCUUCUCAGCUGGAGAAGACGACACUCACAACAGACAUCCCCGAGGCUGACCUGUCUGAAGUGGACCCCAAGCUGGUGUCUAGCCUACUGCCCUUCCAGAGAGCUGGCGUCAAUUUUGCCAUAGCAAAAAGAGGCCGGCUGCUGCUUGCUGACGACAUGGGCCUGGGGAAGACCAUCCAGGCCAUCUGCAUAGCGGCGUUUUACCGGAAGGAGUGGCCGCUGCUGGUGGUGGUGCCGUCCUCCGUGCGCUUCACCUGGGAGCAGGCCUUCCUCCGGUGGCUGCCGUCCUUGGGCCCAGACUGCAUCAACGUGGUGGUGACGGGGAAGGACCGCCUGAGAGCUGGCUUGGUUAACAUCGUCAGUUUUGACCUUUUGAGCAAGUUGGAGAAACAGCUACAAACUCCCUUUAAAGUUGUCAUUAUUGAUGAAUCUCACUUCCUCAAAAACAGUAAGACUGCCCGCUGUCGAGCUGCUCUGCCCCUGCUCAAGGUUGCCAAGAGGGUGAUCUUAUUGUCGGGCACACCAGCUAUGUCCCGGCCUUCAGAGCUCUACACACAGAUCGUUGCGGUCAAGCCGACCUUCUUCCCUCAGUUUCAUGCCUUCGGACUUCGCUACUGUGAUGCCAAGAAGCAGCAGUGGGGGUGGGACUACUCGGGCUCCUCCAACCUGCGCGAGCUGAAGCUGCUGCUGGAGGAAGCGGUCAUGCUGCGCCGCCUCAAAUGCGACGUCCUUUCCCAGCUGCCCGCCAAGCAGGCAAGAUGGUGAUGGUCGUGCCGGGCCGCUGCAGCGCCAAGGUCCGGGCCGCCCUGGACACCUGCCAAGGAAAUGACCAAGGACAGCAGUAAACAGAACCAGAAGCAAGCCCUCAUCAUGUUCUUCAACAGUACAGCAGAAGCUAAAAUCCCAUCCAUCAUUGAAUAUAUAAUGGAUCUACUGGAAAGCGGAAGAGAGAAGUUUUUAGUGUUUGCACACCAUAAGAUGGUUCUGGAUGCAAUUACUAAUGAGCUUGAGAAAAAGCACGUCCAGCACAUCCGCAUCGACGGCUCCACCUCCUCAGCUGACCGAGAGCACCUGUGCCAGCAGUUCCAGCUGUCCGAGCGGCACGCCGUGGCUGUGCUGUCCAUCACUGCCGCCAACAUGGGCCUCACCUUCUCUUCAGCUGACCUGGUGGUGUUUGCCGAGCUGUUUUGGAACCCAGGGGUGCUGAUCCAGGCUGAGGACCGGGUGCACCGCAUCGGCCAGGCAAGCUCCGUGGGCAUCCACUACCUCGUGGCGAAAGGCACAGCUGACGACUACCUCUGGCCCCUGAUUCAAGAGAAGAUUAAAGUUCUGGGUGAAGCUGGGCUUUCUGAUGCCAAUUUUUCAGAAAUGACAGAAGCUAGUGAUUACUUCUAUAAGGACCCAAAGCAGCAGAAGAUCUAUGACCUAUUCCAGAAGUCCUUUGAGGACGAGGGAAGUGACAUGGAGCUCCUAGAGGCAGCAGAGUCCUUUGACCCAGGAAGUGCUUCCCUGGACUCUGGAAUUGGUUCCCUGAACAUGGAAGAAAGCACAUCGACAGGCAGUUCAUCAAAGAAAAGGAAAUUUGAAUAUUCUGAUAAUUGGGACAGUUUUACCUCUCCCCUGUGAGCGGGGAAAAGAAUACAUUUAACAAUCAUGGAAUUCGUUACAAUAAAAUGAGGAUUAUUUUAACGGUCGGCGCCUGUUGCUGUGACUGCAGCUCUGGGCUCGGUCUCUGCACAGCUGCUUGCUAGGCCAGAUGCCGGCGUCUCCGUUCCAGCCUCCUGCAGGGGCUUGCUCGGGCCUUAGCUCUUCUGGCUGAGAAGUGGAGAUGGUAGGUUGUAGGAGGAGUAAUUGAUGUUCUUCAAAUAGCAAGGUGCUUUUAACACAGCCCUCGGAAUUGGGAUUUUAAAAAAUGUAUUGAUGAAGCCAAUGUUUGUGGAGCACCUGGGUGCCCGCACCUGUCCCCAGGGACAGGUAAUCACGUCCCAAACCAAAGCGGAAAAGUACUUGUCUGUUUAGAGCUUAUCCUAUAAUGGGAGUGGCUGUGGCUUCACUGGCCAUGAAGAAAAAUGAAGUAAGCUGAGGGCUUCAAGCAGGUGUGCCGGAUCCUCAUUAAAAUAAAAUGAGGUUUGACUUCACGGCCCAGCUGUCUCUGCAGGAGCUGCUCCGUGCUGCCGCUGUGGGGCGGGACCAGCCACACGUCAUCCCACACUGGUGGCCCGUGGCUCUAUCCCAGUAAGACAUUAGAAUUUGAAUUUCAUGUCCUUUUCAGUGUCACAAAUUGUCACCCUUGAUUUAUUUUCAAUCACUUAGAAACGUAAACACUGUACUUGGCUCGCAGGCCACGCGGUGAGAUUGGGCUCUUCAGCCUUCAUUCACCAGCCCUGGUUCACAGCAGCUCUGUCAGGUAGGAAUCAAAAAUGCCAUGUAGUUUCAAUGUCCUGCUUGAAUACUUUUUAAAAUAAAGAUCAGAUAAGUAACACG